Molecule: messenger RNA, 1144 nt
Organism: Cornus florida
Lineage: Eukaryota; Viridiplantae; Streptophyta; Magnoliopsida; Cornales; Cornaceae
Exons: 3
Coding region: 40-912 (290 amino acids)
Source: RefSeq, a predicted model, not a curated record
CCAACUAGAAUUUGGUAAUUGAGUUUAGGACAUUAUUAGAUGAUGAUGGCCGGAGCAACCGCAAAAGUUCCGAUGGGUAGACGGAAUGUAGACACUUUCAUGAUUUUUGAAUUUUUGGAGGAAGGGGAAGAGCUGUCCGAAAGUUCGUGCAACUCCGGAUAUGAAUUUAAUGGUGACGAUUUUGUUGACGAGGAUGAAGAUGAGAAUGGUUGCAACGUUGAAGAAAAGAAGGUUUUUUGGGAAUCACAGCACGAGCUUCUACAGACGAAUUUACGUAGAUCUAGUUUGCUCGAGUCCCAUAUUAGGCAGGCCACCAAGGCUGCUUUACGGGAGGUAAAUACGGUGGGUGUCAGUUGUGUUUGUCGGAAACCGGUGGCUGACGGUUGCCGGAAUUGCCUGCUAAGAGAAAUCUCCGAUCGCCUUCAAAUUGCAGGUUACAAUUCUGCCAUUUGCGAGUCCAAGUGGAGGAGCUCACCGGACAUUCCAUCAGGGAAACACACAUAUAUGGAAGUCAUGGACAAGUCAAAUUCCAAGAAACGAGAGGUGAGAGUGGUGAUUGAGUUGAAUUUUCGAGCCGAGUUUGAAAUGGCGAGAGCUAGCGAAGAAUAUAACCAGUUAAUUAGCCGAUUACCGGAGGUAUACGUGGGUAAAGCUGAAAGACUUGAAAGGGUGAUCAAUGUGUUGUGUUCAGCAGCUAAAAAAUGCAUGAAGGAGAAAAAAAUGCAUAUGGCUCCAUGGAGGAAGCAAAAAUAUAUGCAAGCAAAAUGGCUCGGUACAUGUGAGAGAAAAAUGGCGCCAAUCCAACCGGUGCCACAAUUGGAACGACCUCUGAAACAGAAGACAUCGAUGCUAACCUUCGAUUUGCUCGAAAAUUUGCCGGGGUUGCACAGUACGGCGAUUCAAGUUGUGUGAUAGAUUAAUUGUACAGAGAUUAAUUGUGAAGAAUACUUUAGACAGUCGCGAUAUCUGUAGCACUGGUCGAGAGUUUUUUUGUUCGGUUACUAAUUUGUCCCCAAGAAUACUUUAGACAGUCACGAUAUCUGUAGCACUGUUCCAAAGUUUUGUUUCAUUAUUAAUGUUGUCCUUAUGAUUAAUAAUUAAUAGUUGUUUAUACUAAUAUUUAUACAUUUUGAGAGUUCAGCUA